AUGCCCGCUAUAUCUAGCGCCGAUAACGACGAGGAGGAAGAGGAGUGGAUUAACCGUCAAUUAACGAAAAAAGAGUAUUGGGAAGUUGCGAUCAAUAUAUAUACAUUUGUCUACGGAGCUACCUACAGUCUACCACCCCGCGCACAGUCCAGCCCAGCGCUGCACCUACACCCGGCGCUGGACCGGGUAUACGGUCUAGUACGCUACUACCCCGACCCCGACCCGGGAUUAUAUUACACCAACGUACCGUACCGUGCCGCACCGCUUCCCGGCGGCCGGCGCUAUACGCCGGUACUAGAUGCGAUAUAA
Messenger RNA from Neurospora crassa OR74A, 309 nucleotides. RefSeq lists its product as hypothetical. NCBI's taxonomy places the organism in Eukaryota, Fungi, Ascomycota, Sordariomycetes, Sordariales, Sordariaceae. The transcript is spliced from 4 exons. The coding region runs from base 1 to 309 and encodes 102 amino acids. The record is from RefSeq and is a predicted model, not a curated record.